Trichoderma virens Gv29-8 is the source of this 1386-nucleotide messenger RNA. RefSeq lists its product as uncharacterized. Gene Ontology annotation, molecular function: FAD binding. NCBI's taxonomy places the organism in Eukaryota, Fungi, Ascomycota, Sordariomycetes, Hypocreales, Hypocreaceae. The annotation marks the transcript as partial. The record is from RefSeq and is a predicted model, not a curated record. The transcript has 4 exons.
UUGACAGCCAGUCUAUCCUCCAGCGCAAACAUAUCGACUCCUCUCUCUUCAGGCUUCGAUUCAUCAACGCAAAGGUGGACAGCAUUCGCUAACCCCAACAUCUCAAUUGUUGUGCAUCCUGCAACAACAGAAGACGUUGCCACCACGAUCAAACUUGCAGAUCAAUACGAAAUCCCCUUUCUAGCAACGAAUCACAAGCAUGGGACAUCAACUGUAAUGCAGAAGCUUCAGAACGGAGUGCAGAUUGAUAUAUCCGGUUUCGACAGUAUUGAAUUAAGCCAUGAUGCCUCAACAGUUUUACUAGGAGGGGGAGUUUAUACAGAACAAGUUAUCGAUUACCUUUUUAAGCGCAAUAAGAUGACUGCCUCCGGCAGUUGUGGUUGCGUUGGGCUUGUUGGAGCUGCUCUUGGAGGAGGUAUUGGGAAGACGCAGGGUGCAUUUGGCUUGAUGCUUGACAACAUAGUUGACGCAGUGAUUGUGCUAGCAGAUGGUCAGACACUGAAUGUUUCUCAAAAAUCACAUUCUGACUUGCUCUGGGGUCUUCAAGGCGCAGGCCACAAUUUUGGAGUCGUUACCCAGCUCACAUACAAGGUUCACGAUCUUUUCCCUGCAGAUGGAAAAUGGUACGUGGCGUCUUUAUCAUUCAGAAACGACAAAUUGGAGCAAGUAUUUGAACUAUAUAAUCAAUAUACUGGUCCAGGGAGUGAUGCGGGACUUACACUAACGAUACAGCUUGGUAUAAAUCCUGACCUCAGCGCUGUUGAGCCGUCACUGAAUUUGUUAAUCAACUACGCUGGCUCAGAAGAACAAGCCGCUCGUUUUGCGAAUCCUUUCGUACAGCUUGCCGAUAUCGCUAAUGUCAAUGCGUCCGUUCCAUAUUCUCAAGUUGCCUCAGUUAGUGGCACUGGUGUCGAUGGUGCAUUCUGCAUGAAUUCACCACUACGUUAUCCACAGCUCCCUAUCCAGCUCAACACAACACAUAUUCCAACAAUGCGAACUAUUUCCAAUUUAUUACGUGAUGCAUUCAUUAGCAAUCUAGGCUUUUCAGGCAUUGUUGCUGUCGAAUCAUAUGGUUGGCAGGCUGUCCAGGCUGUACCGGCAGAGUCAACUGCUUAUCCUUGGCGAGGAGACCAUCUCUUUGCGUUCUUCAUUGGUGGCUACCAAAAUGCUAGCUUAGACGGAGUUGCCAUUCAACUGGGCGAGCAGGUUAGAAAGGCCUUCCUCGACGGCAGCGGUCAAGAUGAGCAACAUUCAUAUAUAAACUAUGCACUCGGAACAGAAUCUUUUGCAGAACUUUACGGUUAUGAUCUAUGGCGCCAGAAGCGCUUACAAGAUCUCAAAAGUAAAUACGAUCCGAAGAAUAGGUUUUCGUAUUACCAUCCAAUU